This is a messenger RNA of Capronia coronata CBS 617.96, 1575 nucleotides long. Its product is annotated as anthranilate synthase component I. Gene Ontology annotation, molecular function: anthranilate synthase activity. Gene Ontology annotation, biological process: L-tryptophan biosynthetic process. The coding region runs from base 1 to 1575 and encodes 524 amino acids. The transcript has a single exon. The record is from RefSeq and is a predicted model, not a curated record. NCBI's taxonomy places the organism in Eukaryota, Fungi, Ascomycota, Eurotiomycetes, Chaetothyriales, Herpotrichiellaceae.
AUGCAGGCGCAAAUCCAACCUUCUCUGGAGGAGGUCACCUCGAUCCUUUCAAAAUCGAAAUCCUCUCGAUACCCUCCCAACUUGGUACCGUUAUGCGCGCAAAUUCCCGCAGACCUCCUUACUCCCACAGUUGCAUAUUUGAAAGUUUCACACGGUUCCAAACUAUCCUUUCUUUAUGAGAGCGCAGCAACUACGGGGACGAUUGGGCGGUACAGUUUUGUGGGAGCCAAUCCUCUAAAAGUCUUCAAGUCUGGUCCUGGACACGGUCCCGAAGAAGAUCCACUUCCGCGCCUCGAGAAAGAGCUGUCACAAUACAGAGUUGCGAGUGUUCCUUCGCUACGGCUACCACCACUGACUGGAGGCGCGAUCGGAUACGUUGGAUAUGACUGUGUGCGGUACUUCGAGCCCAAGACCGCUCGGCCCAUGAAGGACACCCUGAAGCUGCCGGAAAGCCUUUUCAUGCUUUAUGAGACCAUUGUAGCGUUCGACCACUUCUUCAACGUUUGCAAAGUUAUUACGUACCUUCGGGUACCGGAGACGCAGUCUGCGUCUGAGAUUGCCGCAGCUUACGACAAAGCAUGUGGCAUUUUGCAAACGGUGGUGUCGACAUUGCAGGCUGAACAUAUCCCGCUCCCAGAUCAACCUUCGAUCGCGCGGAAUCAGCCUUCAAAGUCCAAUAUGGGGAAAGAGGGCUAUGAGGGCCAUGUCACACGGCUGAAGCAACAUAUAAAUGUGGGAGACAUCAUUCAAGCUGUCCCGUCACACCGCAUAUCACGACCUACGACUUUACAUCCGUUCAACAUAUAUCGACACUUGCGGACGGUCAAUCCAUCACCUUAUCUUUUCUACAUUGAUUGCGAGGAUUUUAGCAUUGUGGGUGCGUCGCCGGAACUGCUGGUGAAGGAGGAAGCCGGCAGGAUCAUUACACAUCCCAUUGCAGGCACGGUCAAGCGAGGGAGAACUCCGGAGGAAGACGACAGAUUGGCCGACGAGCUGCGGAACAGCAUCAAGGAUAGGGCCGAGCACGUCAUGCUGGUUGAUUUGGCACGGAACGACAUCAAUCGUGUCUGCGAUCCGCUGUCAACCCGAGUAGACAGGUUGAUGGCGGUGGAAAGAUUCAGCCAUGUCCAGCAUCUCGUCAGUCAGGUGUCGGGGGUGUUGAGAGACGGCGAGAACAGGUUCACGGCAUUCAGAAGUAUUUUUCCAGCGGGGACUGUCUCGGGUGCGCCAAAGGUGAAAGCAAUGGAGCUAAUCGCCGAACUGGAGGGAGAAAAGCGUGGAGUUUAUGCUGGAGCAGUGGGUUACUUUGGGUUCUCUCGAGUGUCCACAGACGGAUCGAGGAUCGAGGAUCAAGGCGCCAUGGAUACUUGUAUCGCAUUGCGCACGAUGGUGGUCAAGGACGGUGUUGCAUAUUUGCAGGCUGGCGGUGGCAUUGUGUUUGACAGCAUAGAGGAGGAUGAAUGGUUUGAGACGAUGAACAAGCUCGGCGCGAAUAUCAGGACGAUCGAGGAGGCCGAAAAGAGAUACUUGGCUCUGGAACAGAUUGGAAACGGUCAAGCAAAUGGGCGCUACUAG